AUGGCGACUCAUAUCGAAGGCGGCAGGCGAAUAUCUCCCCACGGGGAACUCAGGCCGCAUCCUCAAGUCCUAGAAACAAUGAUGGACGAGCUAGAGGAUAAGGUGCGCCACUAUUUCUUAUUGUAUGUCAAAGAGAGAAAGCGGAGGCAAAAAUGUGAGAAGUUCAGCUAUUGGAUGCAGCAAGAGAUGGCUGAAAAUCAGCGCCUUCUCGUGGAUAGCCAGGAGUAUGUGAACUCCCUAGAAGCCAAGUUCGAGGAAAUAAGGGGAGAUCCAGAUGCUGUAAGAGACACCGUCCAGCGCGUGGAUCUGAUGUAUGCACAGAUCGACACCUUGAUUCAAGCCUUUGCAGGAGUUUGCAGCUUCGUAGCUACCCGAGAUGCAGAUCGUCCAACCAUCCUUCAGUGUGUACUGGAUUACCUUUACCCAUGUAGAUCUCUGGACCCCCGACUAAACGCCCUGUAUGGCGCACUUUACUACUACCGGCUAGGCGAGUACAAGGGCCUUCCAGAUCAGCCCCCUCCACCUCCCGAGCCAAAGUUCAUCCCAAUGCACGAAGUCAUGGGUCCAUGGAUUCAGCCUACGCCGUUCACGCCUCAUCCUACCCCUCCAGUGCAUGCAACGAAGUUCGAUGCUGGACUGGCGGCAACCAUUGAGGCAUCCAAAGCCCCAGAGGUCACCAAAGCAGACUCUAAGCCCAAAGGACUAGCUGUCGACGGCCAAAAGGCCAAGGAAGCCUCUCUUGGCUUGGUUACUCGUGCAGAAGCCGGGGCAGCUGGAGUGAAGGCUGCAACAGGCCCGCGAAGCAAGGCAUCUCUUCCUCAACAAGCAGCAGAUGCCUCUGCGGACGUGGAGCUAAAGGGAAUGUCUAUCCUUCUGGAAGAGCUCACUGGAUUCAAGAGACCAGCGAUGUCGCGAGGGGUUGGCGUAAAACUGGUGGUCAGAUUUGAUCAUGAGAGUGCAGUAGAAAUGAAGAAGAAGCCGGAUCGCUGCGUCGUUAUUGACAAGUGCGACGGGUCAGCUGGUAAUGAAAGUGCAUCCGUGUAUUUCUUGGCCGAAUUGUCACCAAUGCCCCCGAAGAAGCCUGGAAUUCUUCCCAAGAUUUACAUAGACGUAUUCGACGAAAAAUCGCCAAAUGGACUUGGGAAUGCGCAAAAAACGAUCUCUGAGGCUGAUACCAUAAAGAAGAGUGCUCCAUGGCAGAUUAAAGACACACGAGGAGCUGUACUAGGCUCUAUCUCUGUCUCUAUCGCCCCAGUGCCUCUCAACGCAAUGCUACCAGCCCAAGCAAGGAAGGCCACUGGAAAGGUUGCUGGUGGUGGCUCCGCUAGCAAUCGCCAGAUUUAUCACUGUGGCUGAUCUGUGGAUUGCUUCUCUAAAUUCUCAGAAGGAGCUCUCAAAAAAGGGGAAAAGGCAGAGCCCCAAAAGCCAGACGUCCCGAAAUCUGUAUCGACGUCAGGCGUGGGUGCAAAGCCUGAACUGCCCAAACCUGCUGUUUCUGUGUCUAAGCCACCACUGCCUACAAGUCCUACCUCACCCGCAAAGCCCGAUCUACCCAAGCCAGGUGCCCCUGUUACGAAGCCGGAGCUCCCUAAACCUGGGUUAGCGGCCAAACCAGACAUUCCUAAACCGGCAUUGGGGGCUAAACCCGAUCUUCCAAAGCCUGGAGCAUUGGGAGCUAAGCCUGAUCUUCCAAAGCCGGGGAUUACUGAGAUCAAGAAGCCAGACAUACCCAAACCUGGCCUGGGCCUUACUAAGCCUGACCUCUCCAAACCAGAAAGCGUGCCGUCAAAGCCAGGAUUGUCGAAGCCUGGAGCCGCUGCCGAGAAGCCAGGACCACCAAAGCCAGAAGGAGUGCCGGGGGCUGCAGAUGGUCCUGGUGCAAAGCCUGACUCCACAAAAACAGCUACAGGGGGCCCCGGUGCAAAAGAUAUCAAGGCUGCAGGACCCCCAAAACCCGCUGAUACUGAUGGAAAAUCAAAGGGUGGCCCUGCCGCUCCUGCUAAAGGAGAAGCCCCAGCGAAGCCAGGUUUAGGUACACCACAGCCUAAGGCAGAUGUUAAGAAGAGUCUUUUAGGCACGGCAGGAGGCGCUCCAAAGCCUGGAUUAGAUGCGAAACCGCAACUUGGGGCUAAGCCGAAUCUUGCAGCUAAGCCAGCACUGGCGAAGCCUGACUUGGGGGCCAAGCCUGCCCUCAAAAAGCCUGACCUGGGAGCAAAGCCUGCUGUGGCCAAGCCAGCUCUAGCAGCGAAGCCAGGAUUAGCCAAACCAGCACUAGCGAAGCCCGCCGUCCCAGCAAAGCCAAUGCUGGCGCUUGCUAAAGGCCCAGCCAAGCCAGCCACUCCAGCGAAGCCCAUGCUGGCACUUGCUAAAGGUUCCCCAGCUGGAAAGCCAGCUUUAGAAGCAAAGCCUGCGCUAGGAGCCAAGCCGGCUACCCCCGCGAAGCCGGCUCUUUCCAAACCCGGAAUGCCGCCUGCGAAGGCUGGUCUUGGCAAAGCUCCGUAG
Messenger RNA from Cyclospora cayetanensis, 2502 nucleotides. Its product is annotated as titin. The transcript has 14 exons. The record is from RefSeq and is a predicted model, not a curated record. NCBI's taxonomy places the organism in Eukaryota, Apicomplexa, Conoidasida, Eucoccidiorida, Eimeriidae.